GUAGGUUGAUUACAGUGAGGAGCAGCGUUGAGCUGAGCGGGGCCGUGGAGUAAAAAGCAGUGCAUUUAAAACCGCUCAGGGGAGACACCGCAUUUACGAGGCUAGUUUUGUUUUUGGCUGCCUCCCUCUCUUUCUCCCUCCUCCACCUCAUCCUCCUCGCCCUGGGUGACUGUCCGGUCCACAAUGACCCUGACGAGAGGAAUGCAGCACCGGUUUACCUGAGCAAGUGGACACUUGUUUCCUCUUUUACAAUUAUUCUGCUGUGACUUUUUUUUUUUUUUUUAUCUCAUUGAAUUGGGUGGUGUGUCGGACUGCUGCCAUUCAACUUAUGUGUGUACCGUAUAGCCUACUGUAAAACCCAGGUUAUGUAGGUAGGCAUCUCUCUCGGAUACACCUCCACCCUUGUUUACAUGUUGUAAUUGGAUUGUCCAUCAUUUCCAGAAGCAGCAGCAGUAGCUCGGGGUUUCCUCCCUCCUCCUCCUCCUCCUCCUCCUAUUCUUGUUCCUCCUUCUUCUUGUUCGGAGCUCUUUUGCCGGGCGGCCCAGGUUGUUGUGGUUUAGCAGAAGACGAAGAUGGGACUACCUGCUCUGGAGUUCAGUGACUGUUACCUGGACAGUCCACAGUUCAGGGAGAGACUCAAGUCCCACGAGCUGGAGCUGGACAAGACCAACAAGUUCAUCAAGGAGCUGAUAAAAGACGGCAAGGCGCUCAUCCAGGCUCUGAAAUGUCUCUCAACAGCCAAGAGGAAGUUCGCAGAGUCUCUCAACGAGUUUAAAUUCCAGUGUAUCGGAGACGCCGAGACAGAUGAUGAAAUAUGCAUUGCCAAGUCUCUGCAGGAGUUUGCAGCCGUGCUACAGAACCUGGAGGACGAAAGGACACGCAUGAUUGAGAAUGCCAGUGAUGUGCUGAUUAUGCCUCUGGAGCGGUUCAGAAAAGAACAAAUCAGUGCAGCUAAGGAAGCAAGGAAAAAGUAUGACAAAGAGACCGAGAAGUAUUGUGCGGUGCUGGAGAAGCACCUCAGCCUUUCAGCGAGGAAGAAAGAGUCACAUCUCCAUGAGGCCGACAACCAGGUAGACAACGUCCGGCAGCAUUUCUACGAGGUUUCCCUGGAAUAUGUCUUCAAGGUGCAGGAGGUCCAAGAGAGGAAGAUGUUUGACUUUGUGGAGCCGCUGCUGGCCUUCCUCCAAGGCCUGUUCACCUAUUAUCACCACGGCUAUGAGUUGGCAAAGGACUUCAACCACUUCAAGACGGAUCUCACCAUCAGCAUACAAAAUACGAGGAACCGUUUUGAGAGCACACGGUCCGAGGUGGAGAUUCUGAUGAGGAAGAUGAAAGAGAAUCCACACGAACACAAGAGCGUGAGCCAGCACACCAUGGAGGGAUACCUGUUUGUACAGGAGAAGCGCUCAUUUGUAUCAACUUGGGUGAAGUACUACUGCACGUACCACCGUGAGCCCAAGAGGGUCACCAUGGUUCUGUUUGACCCUAAGUCUGGAGGGAAAAUGGGAGACGAAGAGAGCUUCACCCUGAAGUCGUGCACAAGGAGGAAGACGGACUCGAUAGAGAAGAGGUUUUGUUUUGAUGUGGAGGCUGUCGACAGGUCGGGAGUCAUCACCAUGCAGGCUCUGUCAGAAGAGGACCGCAGGCUGUGGAUGGAGGCCAUGGAUGGGAGAGAACCGGUAUACAAUUUAAACAAAGACAACCAGGCUGAAGGCAUGGCCCAGCUCGAUGUGAUUGGGUUCAACGUCAUGAAAAAAUUCAUCUAUGCGGUGGACACUCGAGGUAUCAAUGAGCAGGGCUUGUACAGAAUCGUUGGCGUCAGCUCCAGAGUGCAAAAACUACUGGGCCUUGCUAUGGAUCCCAAGACAUGUGCAGACGUGGAACUGGAAAACACAGAGUGGGAGAUCAAGACUAUUACGAGUGCUAUAAAGCACUAUCUCAGAGUGCUGCCUGCACCUCUCAUGACGUACCAGUACCAGAGGAGCUUCAUCAAAGCUGCAAAGUUGGACAACCAAGAGGCCAGAGUGACAGAGAUUCACGCUCUGGUGCACCGGCUGCCUGAGAAGAACAGACAGAUGUUGGAGCUUCUGAUGAAACAUCUGUCUAAUGUGGCCAAUCACCACCAGCAGAACCUGAUGACCAUCGCUAACCUUGGUGUAGUCUUCGGGCCAACUCUGCUCCGCCCGCAGGAGGAAACAGUCGCUGCCAUCAUGGACAUCAAAUUUCAGAACAUUGUAGUGGAGAUCCUUAUAGAGCACCAUGAGAAAAUAUUUAAGGACGUGCCAAAUUCUGCAAGCGGUCCGACUAAUAUGCAGCUCAACUUGUCAAGGAGGAGAAGUGCAGAGAGCAAACCCCCGUCCUGCAGCGAGAGGCCUCUCACGCUCUUCCACACACCCACACAUUCUCAGAAAGGUGAAAAGAGAAACAGUGUUGUCGGCACCAGCAUCUCUGAGCUGCAGCAGCCCCUUUCCACCUCCACAAACUGUAACAGCAGCAGCAACAGCAGCAACUCGGGCAGCAGCCAAGGUCGGACCCCGAGACACAGCCUGACCAGCAACGACGGAGACACACAGGACACCACACGGCAGAUCCGACCAAGCUCACUGCUAAACCCAAAGAGUCGCGGCAGCAUACCAGCCAGUGCAACGUCGCCGAGCCCCACCUCACCUCGAUCCCCCUCCUGGCCGAUGUUCUCAGCCCCGUCAAGCCCACAGCCGACCUCCUCUGCCUCCAGUGAUUCCUCCCCUGUCAGUAUUGUGGGCAGGAAGGCUCGAGCGCUGUAUGCCUGCAAGGCAGAGCAUGACUCUGAGCUGUCCUUCAUCGCUGGGACCAUCUUUGACAACGUUCAUGUCUCAAGGGAGCCCGGCUGGCUUGAGGGGACUUUGGAUGGCCGAACAGGACUGAUACCAGAAAACUAUGUUGAGUUUUUAUAGUGAAGGGCCAGGAGAAAGACUUUACCUGGAAGACAAUGAACUGGAGUAGACCAAACUGGACUGUUGAAGACUCGAAUUAACUGCACAAGACGGAGCAGACUUUUAUGUACCUUAGACCAUACUGGACUGGGCCACUGUAGACAGGGACUUGAAGCUGGACCGACGAGAACCUGUUGGAGUAGAUGUGAUACUGGAAAGAAGAGGAGCAAACUUACUACGAACCUGAGGGAGACCCAUGACUUGCACUGGAAAAUAGAGGCGUCCAACUGUGGUUCCGACUGUUAUUGAACUAGCAUGAAUGACUUCUCAAAAUCUUGGUGAAAAUGAUGUGGUAAUGAGCCUGAAGUGUGUGUGUGUGUGUGUGUGUGUGUGUGUGUGUGUGUGUGUGUGUGUGUGUGUGUGUGUGUGUGUGUGUGUGUGUGUGUGUGUGUGUGUGUGUGUGUGUGUGUGUGUGUGUGUGUGUGUGUGUGUGUGUGUGUGUGUGUGUGUGUGUGUGUGUGUGUGUGUGUGUGUGUGUGUGUGUGUGUGUGUGUGUGUGUGUGUGUGUGUGUGUGUGUGUGGUUUAGAUUUUUCAGCCCUUGCUUUAUCACUUUGAACGGCACUGCUUCAGCGUCUCCUCUUAUAAUCAGACAAAAAAGAAAGAAAGCUCUUCCCCCUGAGAUGUUUGAAAUGAUGAUAGGGAACAAAAUCCGAAGCAAGUGGCAUUCAACUUUGGACUUGUUAGUUCACCUUUUCUACUGGUGCAUGUCUGAAUGAUUGCUGAUCUCAUUGGGAUGGAGCUUUUUAAAGCCAAUGCUUUAAUGAUUGAGUUUCGUUGUACAGCUGUAAAUAUGUUUUUGAGCACUUGUUGUGACGGUCUGGUAAUUCCCCUGGACAGGACUCAACCUGGCUAAUGUUUCAGAGCUCACAGUUCAGGAGAAAGAGCCUCAGGGCGGAUCAGCACAGAACAGGUUCGCUGGAAGGUCAGCGUUUGGUUUGAAUGCCUCUCGCUAACAGAGCCUUCAGGAAAAAUGUUUUAAGAAAAACGUUUCAAACAGAUGGGCAGUUUACAAAGCGACGUUAAUUUAACAUUUGAUUCCUGCUGUUGGCAAUAAGCCCAGCUGUGAGGGCUCACUUUGCCUCCCAAAUGUAUUUAAUUGUUGGGAAUAACUGAGUCCAAUAUUGAGUUUUGUGUCGAGUCAUGUUUGCACUUCAUUGUUGCGACUUUAAUUGAGGUGUGUUAAAUGUCUAUUUCAUUCCUUUUAGAAAAAACACAUGGGGGCGGCACAUACACAAGGGCUGCAGGAGUUCAGACUGUAGGGACUGACCAAAUAGGAGCCAGUUUACUUUGAGCAAGGCACCAAAUUACCAACUACUAGUGUGGCCAAUCCCUGUGCAGCCCCUUUACUCUGAUACCUCUCCAUGAAUGCAUGUCUAUAGGUCUUGUUUGUGCUUUGGGCCUUUGUGUGUGUGAAGCAUGUCUCUCAAAACAUUCAAAUGUCUAAUGUCCCUCGGGAUUAAUACAUACAAAAAUCAACAUUCAUGUUUUUAUUCAUAGCCGACAUCUUUAUCUAAUACUUUGAUCCGUUACGUGAAUUCAAUAAAUGACUUCAGUGGACAUUUUUUUUUAAUCUCUAACCAAAGAAGUAUUUCAUAUUGUACAUCAUGACAUCUCUCAUCACGUCUAAAAUCUUAAGAAAAGAUGAAUUAAACAUUUCCUGACUCAUUCAGUUAUAGCUGGUCUGCUUUGGGGCUCCGAGCAAUGUCCUCAUUCUGGAUUUUUUUUUUUUCCUCGCUCCAUCGCGUUUCCUGUGCUUUCCUUAUUGGCGCAAAUAAUGAAAGAACAUUUUAGCAUUUGAAUAGGGAAAAAAUCAAUGGGAGUCAAAAGAAAUGAAAUGUGAAACGAGACUACUUUGUUCAUAUCUGAACUUCUUAUUUAUGACAGUUUCUUAAAAGGUGUAAUCCUGAAAUGUAUUCAAUCUGAGGUGUUUUAAUGACAUUGUAAAUACAAAAAAAAAACAGCAUUUGAUAAAGUAUGAUUUUUGAAUUAUGAAAUUUUAUAUUUUGUAUUUUUAGCCUACUAACUUAAUUUCUUGAUUCCAUCUUUGUUGCCCAGAUUUUUGUAUUAUUUACGUCUAUCUAAGCCUUAUUCUUUCAGAUGUUUUGGUGAAUUGAAAAGAAAUUGUGCAGAAUUAAAGGAGAUAACAACA
Messenger RNA from Labrus mixtus (cuckoo wrasse), 5122 nucleotides. RefSeq names its product rho GTPase-activating protein 26-like. Gene Ontology annotation, biological process: signal transduction. Gene Ontology annotation, cellular component: cytoplasm. The transcript is spliced from 24 exons. Gene Ontology annotation, molecular function: GTPase activator activity; protein binding. The coding region runs from base 573 to 2933 and encodes 786 amino acids. Lineage: Eukaryota; Metazoa; Chordata; Actinopteri; Labriformes; Labridae. The record is from RefSeq and is a predicted model, not a curated record.